Closterium sp. Naga37s-1 is the source of this 681-nucleotide messenger RNA. NCBI's taxonomy places the organism in Eukaryota, Viridiplantae, Streptophyta, Zygnematophyceae, Desmidiales, Closteriaceae. The record is from the annotation of a GenBank genome assembly.
AUGGUCCUGAGCACCAUAUUUAUCCCAUCCUGCCACAAGGGUGGGACAUGCGCUGGACGUGGUGCUCAACGAGCGCCUCCUGCGUCCCCUGUGCUUCCCCCGGCUUUCGUCGACUACCGCACAACACCUCCCUUCGAACCUUUCGAUGAUGAGGGGUUUCUCGAACCCCUCGCCGAGGACAAAGAAGGCGCUGAGAAUGACGAGAUGGAAGACGAUGUCGGGGAAUUCCCGCACCUGCGUGUUCUUGGUGUUAAUGUGCCCACUCCCUCCCCCUUAUCCUCCCUAACCGUGGGCUACGCAGGAAACCUGAAGAAUCCUCCUGCGGAGCUGGUCCUUAAGUGGAUUGCGGCCGCUUGGGCGGCCGUACCUGAGCACAUCAUCAUGGACUGCGGGGACAUGCCAGAGGAGGAAGAGGAGGAGGAGGAGGAGGAGGAGGAGGAGGAGGAGGAGGAGGAGGAGGGGGUGGGGGGGGGGGGGGGAGCACCAAAUGCGCCCGCGCCUACUGCACCUGCCACGCCCCGGUGCCCGCGCCUGCUGUGCGUGAGCCCGCACCUGCCGCGCCCGCGUUGCUGCCGCCUGCGCUUGCUGCGCCUGCACCUGCACCUCCCGCACUCUCGCCUGGGCCCGCUGCUGCCCACGCCCGCACUCGCCGCUAUCGCACUUGCCCCUGCCGCGCCUUGA